AACAGGUUCAAUAAUCAUCAGAAACUCUGAUAACCUACUUCAGUCAAACUGACGGAGCUGAAAUGUCCCAGCUUGCGCUCGGUCCGUGAAGUAGAUGAAAAGUUGGUCAACAAGCGGCCGGUGCUGAGGAUCAGUUCCCGGGAUCACUUCUUCACUUUCAGACGAUCAUCUCCGGUUCUCCGGUUCUCUGCUCGAGAGCGGCCGGUAGAAGCGGAGCAGCGAGAUGCCGCUUCUCCACAGAAAAGCCUUCAUCCGACAGAGACCCCCGGCGGACCUGCGGCCGGAGGAGGAGGUGUUCCUCUGUAAGAUCACCCAUGAAGUCUUCAGGAGCUACGACGAGUUCUUUGAGAGGACCAUCCUGUGCAACAGUCUGGUGUGGAGCUGUGCUCUGACGGGUCGGGCGGGCCUCACUUACCUGGAGGCGGUGGAGAGUGAGCGGCGAGCAAAGCAGAGUCUCCAGAGCUUCCCUCAGUGUCUGGUGGUGCCUCUGCUCCACCUGGCCGCUCUGAGCCGACACUGCAGGCUGACGGAGCUCUGCGAGGACGUCUACACCUUCGUCAAAGACAGAUUCUUCCCAGGAGAGACCGUGGACGUGGCAGGACGCAACGGAGCCAGACAUGCGUGUGAGAUCCUGCAGGUUAAUUCUCCUCAUUCCAGUGCUAAUGGAGCACCGACCACCAAUGGCCACAACAAUCCUGUAGCUGGCGACACCAUCGUCAUCAGUGACAGCGACGACGAGAGCAACGCCUUCCAGAGUCCCACAGCACAGGUCAACAGGAAGAAGAAGAAGAAGCCUCUGAGUCCGUCAGUGUUUAAAUACACAGUGAGGAUGAUGAGGGACGAGCACAGUGAGCCGUUCACUGUCAAAGUCAAUCAGAUCAGCCGCAGGAAGACGACUCUGUCCAGAGAGAGACUGAAGCUGCUCCUCAAACAACACUGUGUACCUCAGAACGGGACCAUCGCUCUCAAGCCCUCCACAGUGAUGAAGUUCCAGCUGUCUGAACAAACCUUCUCUCAGUUCUUCCCCGACGAGCCCCCCCUGUUCUCCUUCAGCUCCCCCUCUAAAGGUGGAGGGCGUGGCUCAUCCGGACAGAUGAGUCCGUCUUUGGGGAAGGCGACAGAGGAGAAGCUGAAGCUGCUGCAGCAGAGGAAGGAGAUGGCUGCCGCGGCUACGGACAGAGCUCGUCUGAAGAAGGAGAAGGAGGAGGUGCAGGAAGCCAAGAGGAGGGAGAAGGAGGACAAGGAGAAGAUGAAGGAGGAGCAGAGGAAGAGGUUCGAGGAGGAGAAGCAGAGAAGGAGGGAGGAGAAGGAGCACAGGAAGCUGGAGAAGGAGAGGGAACGAGAGAAGCUGAAGGAGGAGAAGAAGAAAUACGCUGAGCGACUGAAACUGUGGAACAAACCCAGAGAAGACAUGGAGUGUGAAGACCUGAAGGAGCUUCCCAGUCCGGAUCCAGUGAGAACUCGACUUCCAUCAGAACUCUUUGGAGAAGCUCUGAUGAUUCUGGAGUUCCUGCGAGCCUUCGGGGAAGUCUUCGACCUGAAGGACGAGUUCCCUGAUGGAAUCUCUCUCGAGGUUCUGGAGGAGGCUCUGGUGGGUUCUGAUCCUGAAGGUCCUCUGUGUGAGCUGCUGUUCUUCUUCCUGUCGGCCAUCUUUCAGGCUCUGGACGAGGAGCAGGAGGAAGUGACCAAAGACCAGGCUGAAG
Molecule: messenger RNA, 1703 nt
Organism: Paralichthys olivaceus (Japanese flounder)
Lineage: Eukaryota; Metazoa; Chordata; Actinopteri; Pleuronectiformes; Paralichthyidae
Source: RefSeq, a predicted model, not a curated record